This is a messenger RNA of Recurvomyces mirabilis, 984 nucleotides long. RefSeq names its product Sideroflexin FSF1 (gene fsf1). The record is from RefSeq and is a predicted model, not a curated record. Gene Ontology annotation, molecular function: monoatomic ion transmembrane transporter activity. NCBI's taxonomy places the organism in Eukaryota, Fungi, Ascomycota, Dothideomycetes, Mycosphaerellales, Teratosphaeriaceae. The coding region runs from base 1 to 984 and encodes 327 amino acids. Gene Ontology annotation, biological process: mitochondrial transmembrane transport; monoatomic ion transport. Gene Ontology annotation, cellular component: mitochondrial inner membrane. The transcript is spliced from 2 exons.
AUGCCUUCAAUACAGCAGACCUACCAACCCGCCACCAUUAAUCCCCCUUUUACAAUUACUGAUCCGUCGAGUAGAACACUAUUCACAAGCUCGAGCGGUCUGCAAAAUGCCAAAGAUCUCCUUGUACGAUACAAGCAAGGGAAAAUCCAGCAGAUGACGCCAGAGCUAUGGACGGCGAAGAAGAUUGUUGACUCGACAUUGCAUCCAGAUACUGGCGAACCUGUCUUUCUGCCCUUUCGCAUGUCUAGCUUUGUGCUGUCAAAUCUGGUCGUCACAGCUGGCAUGCUUACACCAAAUCUAACUACUACUGGCACGGUUGCAUGGCAAUGGGCUAACCAAAGCUUGAACGUGGCCAUCAACAGUGCGAACGCGAACAAGAGCACACCUAUCACGACGGCUCAACUGGUACAAUCUUACUUCUUGGCGGUGGGUGCGAGCUGUACGGUGGCUGUUGGCUUGAACUCCAUCGUACCAAGACUGAGGCGUCUAAGCCCGGCAACAAGGACGACACUCGGCAGGUUGGUACCCUUUGCUGCUGUAGCAAGUGCCGGUGCACUCAAUGUGUUCUUGAUGCGUGGCGAAGAGAUCAGAAGGGGUAUCGACGUCUUUCCGAGCGAGUCUGAGAAGCAGCGAACGAAGCGCGAGAAAGACAACCAACCGCUGGAAUCGCUCGGCAAAUCGAAGAAGGCUGCUACCUUAGCAGUCGGUGAGACUGCGGUGUCUCGUGUACUCAACUCGACGCCCAUUAUGGUCCUACCACCAUUAAUUCUUGUGCGAUUGCAGCGGGGAGAGUGGCUGAAACAGCGGCCGCGGAUGGUGUUACCUGUCAAUCUUGGUCUGAUCUUUGCCACCAGUAUCUUUGCUUUGCCACUUGCAUUAGCCGCUUUCCCACAGCGUCAAGCAGUCAGCGCGAAGGGCCUUGAAGAGGAGUUCUGGGAUAAGGCUGGGCACGGUGGCAACGUCGAGUUCAACAGAGGAAUCUGA